Molecule: messenger RNA, 156 nt
Organism: Lottia gigantea (owl limpet)
Lineage: Eukaryota; Metazoa; Mollusca; Gastropoda; Lottiidae
Exons: 1
Source: RefSeq, a predicted model, not a curated record
GUCGUUAGUGAUGAUAUCACAUCCGAAUAUCACGUCUGGGAAACUGGGCCAGAGUUGUCGUUUGUGACGGUAUCACAUCCGGAUAUCACGUAUGGGGAACAGGAUAGGGUCAGAGUUGUCGUUAGUGACGGUAUUACCUCCGGACAUCACGUCUGA